AUGCGGCCAGCCAAGCCAGGCGCCCCGCUGCCCGCCAUCCUCCUGCUGGUGCUGGCUCUGUCCCCGCAGGGGACCCAGGCCAGGCCCCGGGGGCGCCGAGCAGCCCGCGUCCCAGAGCCCAAGCCGCUGCUUUUCCUCCCCGCGGCGGGGGCCCGCCCGGCUCCCAGCCCCGCUCGCAGCGCAGAAAUAUUCCCGAGAGAUUUGAACUUAAAAGACAAAUUCAUCAAGCAUUUUACAGGGCCAGUCACAUUUUCAGCUGAAUGUAGCAAACAUUUCCAUCGACUCUACCACAAUACCAGGGAUUGCUCAACGCCAGCUUAUUAUAAAAGAUGUGCUAGAUUGCUAACAAGAUUGGCAGUGAGUCCACUGUGCUCACAGACCUAG
Castor canadensis (American beaver) is the source of this 384-nucleotide messenger RNA. It is a transcript of the gene Alkal1, whose product is annotated as ALK and LTK ligand 1. Gene Ontology annotation, molecular function: receptor signaling protein tyrosine kinase activator activity; receptor tyrosine kinase binding. Gene Ontology annotation, biological process: positive regulation of ERK1 and ERK2 cascade; positive regulation of ERK5 cascade. The record is from RefSeq and is a predicted model, not a curated record. Lineage: Eukaryota; Metazoa; Chordata; Mammalia; Rodentia; Castoridae.